GGGGCGGUGUCCCGGCGGGGUUCACUGCGCCUGCGCCCGGAGUUGCAAGAUGGCGGACAGUGCGGAACUAAAGCAAAUGGUUAUGAGCCUUAGAGUUUCUGAGCUGCAAGUACUUCUGGGCUACGCAGGGAGGAACAAGCACGGACGGAAACACGAACUUCUCACGAAAGCACUGCAUUUGUUAAAGGCUGGCUGCAGUCCUGCCGUACAAAUGAAAAUCAAAGAACUCUAUAGGCGAAGGUUCCCCCAGAAAAUCAUGACGCCCGCAGACUUAUCUCUCUCCAGUGUACACUCAAGCUCCAUGCCAGCAACUUUGUCUCCAUCUACCAUUCCACAGCUCAGUUACGAUGGCCAUCCCGCCACGUCACCGUUGCUCCCCGUUUCGCUUCUGGGACCUAAACAUGAACUGGAACUCCCCCACCUCACAUCUGCGCUCCACCCUGUCCAUCCCGACAUCAAACUUCAGAAGUUACCUUUUUAUGACUUGUUGGAUGAGCUGAUAAAACCUACCAGCCUAGCAUCAGAUAACAGUCAGCGAUUUCGAGAAACCUGCUUUGCAUUUGCACUGACGCCACAGCAAGUGCAGCAAAUCAGCAGCUCAAUGGAUAUUUCUGGGACCAAAUGCGACUUCACAGUACAGGUCCAGCUAAGGUUUUGUUUGUCAGAAACCAGUUGUCCACAAGAAGAUCACUUCCCACCCAAUCUGUGUGUGAAAGUAAAUGGGAAACCAUGCAGCCUUCCAGGCUAUCUUCCACCAACCAAAAAUGGUGUUGAACCAAAGCGACCUAGCAGACCAAUCAACAUUACCUCACUCGUCAGAUUGUCUACGACGGUACCAAACACAAUCGUUGUUUCGUGGACUGCAGAAAUUGGAAGAAACUAUUCCAUGGCAGUCUAUCUGGUAAAGCAGCUGUCCUCUACGGUGCUACUGCAGAGGUUACGAGCGAAAGGAAUACGGAACCCCGAUCACUCGAGAGCAUUAAUCAAAGAGAAACUGACUGCAGAUCCCGACAGUGAAAUAGCAACAACAAGCUUAAGAGUUUCUCUUCUUUGUCCGCUUGGUAAAAUGCGGCUAACUAUACCAUGCAGAGCUCUGACUUGUUCGCACCUGCAGUGUUUUGAUGCCACUUUAUACAUCCAGAUGAAUGAAAAGAAACCAACUUGGGUUUGCCCUGUCUGUGACAAGAAGGCUCCCUAUGAACAUCUCAUUAUUGAUGGGUUGUUCAUGGAAAUCCUGAAGUAUUGUACAGACUGUGAUGAAAUUCAGUUCAAGGAGGAUGGCUCAUGGGCUCCUAUGAGAUCGAAGAAGGAGGUGCAGGAAGUAACCACAUCUUACAAUGGAGUAGAUGGAUGCAUAAGCUCUUCCUUAGAACAUCAGGUGUCUUCUCACCAGCAAUCAAACAAAAAUAAGAAGGUAGAAGUGAUCGACUUAACCAUUGAUAGCUCGUCAGAUGAAGAGGAGGAGGAACCGUCUGCAAAGAGAAGCUGUCCUUCCAUAUCUCCGGCAUCACCCAUGAAUAAUAAGGGCAUUUUGAAUUUACCCCAUCAAGCAUCUCCUGUGUCAAGAACACCAAGCCUUCCUGCUGUUGACACCAGUUACAUCAACACAUCGCUUAUCCAAGACUACAGGCAUCCAUUCCAUAUGACACCUAUGCCUUAUGACUUGCAAGGUUUAGAUUUCUUCCCUUUCCUGUCAGGAGACAAUCAGCAUUACAACACAUCCCUUCUUGCUGCUGCAGCUGCGGCAGUUUCCGCAUCAGAUGAUCAAGAACUCUUACACUCUCGUUUUUUCCCAUACACUUCAUCUCAGAUGUUUCUCGAUCAGCUAAAUGCAGGAGGAAGCAGUUCUCUGCCAGCCACAAACGGUAGCAAUAGUGGCAGUAACAGCAGUCUUGUUUCCUCCAACAGCCUGCGAGAGAAUCAUGGUCAUCCAGUUGCAAGUAGGAGCGGCGCGGACACGGCGUCUAUCUUUGGUAUCAUAUCAGACAUUAUUUCGUUGGACUGAUUUUUGGAGAAAACGAACUUGUCAGAGGAAGUCUUUGUGCUUGGUUUUACUUUAUGUUAGAAACAUAGACAGGUUUUUUUCCUUUUUUAGGGAAAAAAAUUUACAUGUACAGAGAACAAAACUAUAUUUUCAGUUUUACUUUUGUAUAUAAACCUAAGAUGGCCUCACUGAUAAAAAAAAUAACAAAAUAAAUAAAUAAAUAAAUGCCACAACACAAAGCAGAACACACACACAAAAACCCACAAAAACAAGGAACUUGGAUUUAAUGGAUGCUGAAGAUUCAACACCUGUGCAUUUGUCAUGUGAGUUACUUAUUUCUUUUGCCCUUAGUUUGGACACAAAUGGCAUUAUUUUCUUCACAGUAACAGAAAUGGGAAAAGGAACUGAACUUCUGAAGUUCAAACUUCUGGGUUGUUUUUUUUCUUUUUCUUUUUUUUUUUGCCUCUUGGAGACACCUGUAUUUGGUGGUGGAAUGGAAUUCCCCCAUCCCAUUUUAGUGCAGAUUUUGUUGUGCUCGAUGUGGAAUAAACCCUACCCAGCCUGUUCCGCACCGUUCCCUCUGUUUGCAGUACGUAGCCUUUCAGGAGUGUUUAUUUGUCAUUUCUUGUUCUAUGUGACCCUCUGUUUGGCUGACUUUCUUUUUAAUUCCGUGCUUUAAUCAAGCAUGUUGUGAGCUUGUUAGUGCACCAAUUAUUCUGGAGGGCCAGACUCAAUAAAAUGUCAGGCUGAGAAGUUGUUUGGCUGUGUUAUGUGGGACAAGACCAAAUUCAUAUAGAAUCCAGCCCCAGAGAAAAGCAUCGACACAUCUGACUGUAGGUUUUUGUUUCUAACAACUUACUAUGAAAUCCUUUUAAGAUAACUUAAGAUCCUACUCACAAUAUUCAGCAUGUGUCAGUUUGAAAUGUGUGGAGCUGCUUGUGCUUUAAGAUCAGCCACGCGUGUAGGACUGGCCCACUGGGUUGGGCCUGUCUCCUGGCUUGGAAAACCUCCUUUUAGCUGCAGUAGAUCAAAUUUCUGCUUAAAAGUGAACUUGUCAGCAAAAGGAAGAAAAUACAAAUGCCGACGCUCUAUUGCAUGGUUGGUGCAGCCGAUAAUGGUCUUGGUUUGCUGUCUUCUGAGUUCUCCUUCACCCAAGUUGGUAUUAAAUGUUUAAUGUGAGUCUGUUAAGCCAAAAAAGAAGCCCAGUGCCCUUCCCUGCACUUAAAUGAAUCUCUGCCUAUUGAAGUCUCUCUUAGGGUUGUGGGGUUCCCAUUCAGUUUUCUCUUUAUGGCUUGGUGGUUAUUUUGAUUCCCCGUUCCUUUCAGUUCCCUUCCAUCACACUUGGAGCCACGUUUGCUUCCUGGUUUCGUUUCUUUCUUCACUUUUUCAGCUGUGUGUGACAUAGGAAAACCUUUUUUUAAGAGCUGGUGGAUCAUUUGGGCUGAUCCGUUCUUGUUACAGAGAAACGUGUAAAUAGCUGGAAUGCAGUUUUUCAGGAGAUUCUUUAAAGUGAGAGCAGGGGGAGGGGAGGAGGUGAUUCUGUUGUGUCCCAAAGUCCCAUCAGAGAGAAGUGAUUUCCUCUGGUGUGAAAGCUAUUUUUGUAACUGGUUGGAAGUGCAGGUAACAGGUUUAUCAGGAAAGAGAGUGAGGAAUACAGAGGUUAGCAGAUGCUUGUCUGAGUUUUUAAUGUCCCAAGCUGCUGAUUGCAGCUAUAGUUGCUUUGAGCAUUGACGAGGGCCACCUUUUGCCUAUGAAGUUGUCUCAAAAUAUUGCAUUAAUUACAAAAAGGAAAAAAAAA
This is a messenger RNA of Coturnix japonica (Japanese quail), 3782 nucleotides long. RefSeq names its product protein inhibitor of activated STAT 1 (gene PIAS1). The record is from RefSeq and is a predicted model, not a curated record. Gene Ontology annotation, molecular function: zinc ion binding; SUMO ligase activity; transcription coregulator activity. Lineage: Eukaryota; Metazoa; Chordata; Aves; Galliformes; Phasianidae. Gene Ontology annotation, biological process: regulation of transcription by RNA polymerase II; protein sumoylation. Gene Ontology annotation, cellular component: chromatin.